UCUCUCUCUCUCUCUCUCUCUCUCUCUCUCUCUCUCUCUCUCUCUCUCUCUCUCUCUCACUCUCUCUCUCUCUCUCACUCUCCCUCUUUCUCUCUCCCUUUCUCUCCAUGGACUCUUCCCUCUUGUAUCCCGAGGCUGCCACGCCGGACGGAGAGCACCGCACUCGCGCCGCCGCUUUCCACGGGACUCUCCCACCCCCACCCCUCCCGUCCGAGUCCCCCUCCCUCCCGCACUCGGACCGCGAGCAUGACGGAGGAAAGUCGGGGCAAGAGGAGGAAACAAGCCAACCCGAGGAGAAGUCAAGUGGACGCAGAGCAAGUGGGUUCAUUGGGGUCCGAGGGAGAGGAUGAGGUGGGCCUCUGGAGCCUGGAAGCCCAGGAGAACCUGGACAAGACGAGCCGGACUCCCAGCGAGGGCACGGAAGAGCCCGGCAGCCCCGCCCUCUCCGCGCAGCCCCAUAGCCUCAGUCCAGGGAGCGGCGGCGACAGCGGCAGGAAAUUCUGGGCCCAGGUGGAGCCGGAAUCCGAGGCCACAGACGACGGCGGCGGUGGCGGCGCCGGCGCCGGCAGCGGCGCCUCUGCCACCGAUAGGGAGGGGGAGCUGGGAUCACUGAGGAUGCGUUGUAGUAGCUCUGACUCGCACAUUGACUUGGAGGACCUCGCGCACUAUGAGUUCCUGGCCAAGCUCAGGAAGGCCUCGACCUCCGCCAGCAUUUUGGACCACUUUAGCCGCAACGGAAUGGCCGCCGUGCACUGUCUGCAGGGAGAUGGCGUCGGGACACACGAGGAGCUGCCGCCUGCCAUGUGGUCCCCGGGAGUUCAGCACCACUCUCCUGUGGGAGCAGACACAAGGAGGAGGCUGCAGGCCUGUCCUUUCUGCCACAAGACAUACCAGCACGGAGCCUCGUUGAGGGACCAUAUCAAAUACUGUCAGGAGAGGGACCGGGGCCACAUGGUGUGUCCAUUCUGUGGAUACACUGCCCCUCAUAGGGCGCAGUUGGAGCAACACUUGGCACUUCACCACCAAGUACAGGACAAGAGCCCCGUUCCUUUGGAUCCGAGCAUGGAGACGAGGAAGUUCAAAUGCCUGCAGUGUGGAAAGGCCUUCAAGUACAAACACCACCUCAAAGAGCACCUUCGCAUCCACAGUGGAGAAAAACCGUACGAGUGUGCCAACUGCAAGAAACGUUUCUCUCACUCGGGCUCUUACAGCUCCCACCUGAGCAGUAAAAAGUGUCUCGGCAGCGGCGGAACGCUUGCAAGUUCAGGAGGAACGAGUGCUAUGUUUAACGGACAUAACCAAAACUCCUACCAGCACUCCUUCCCAGCGUCUCCGUCCGUAGGAUGGGAGAGGAAUAGUAAGGGCUCUCCUUUGGCGUUGCAAGUCCAAGAAGGUAGUAGGCCUGUGGGCCAUGGACCUGACGAUCCUUCCCAGGUCUCAGGGCAGGAUUUCAGCUUCCACACUUCAGAGCUGGCUUCCCUUUGCAAACCCUCGGCAGAGCUUUCUUUGAGAGCCAGCAUCCUGAACGGGACCACCCUGCUGCCUUACCUCCAGUCCGGCUCCAAGUUUGAGCAAAUGCUGCAGGAGAUGCUCCAACGGGAAGUGAGGAAGUAUGAGGACCUCGAUAGGAACGGAGGUGGUUCUGACAGGAAGAUGUCACCGGAGCAGGGGGCUGCAAGAGAGGAGUCAGGAGAGCAGGAGAGAGGGGUUCUCGGUGUUACGUGUCGCUGGUGCUCGCAGGUGUUCCCCAACGUGGUGGUUCUCCUGCAGCACGAACGCUACCACUGUAAGAUAAACCGAGAAGCCAUGGAAAUGCCUGAGGGUCUUCAAAACAAAGACCACCACUCGCCAGCCUUAUUCCUAUCCAGGUCGCAGAUGAGCAAAACCAACGACAUCACCAACGGAGCCUCUAGAAAUGAAUCCCCGGUGCAGAAGUGGCCCUUGGUACCUCAGCAGCAUCUGGCCGCACUGCAUUCCACUCACGACCACUUAGACUCUUCCAGCCAGGAGAAGGCCAGCCCCAGCCACGCCUCUGAGUUGAUGUCCCCUCACACUGGAAGGAGACAUCUAUCCUUGGGAUCCCCUGUCGGCCUGGACCUCAGCGGCCAGUCCCCGGAACUAACCUCACCUCAGAAUCACUCUCAGAACGAGCCCCUGGACCUCUCCGUACGCAAGCCGAUGGCAGACCAAAGAAACGUCAACGGCAAAAGGGAGAGGACAAAAGACAGGAGCAAACAGCUGAGUCGACAGAGUCCAAACCAAUUUUCUGACCAAUCCUUACAUCCUCAUCCGAUCUACAGAGCUCCUGUGUUUCCUGGCUCCUUAUACAACGGAUUUCCCUUCUUCAGCCAGUCUGCUUUGGGGUUUGCACGGCAUGACGGCAUCGCGCCCCUUCCCUUUAGCCCGUCACCCAUCAACCCCGGAUUUCUCUCGCCCUUGGCUUACAUGGUGGAGACCGAGUCAGAGGCGACGUUGAAGAAGCUCCACCAGGAGAGACAAGUGCUCAUGGGUGAGGUGUUAAACCGUGGAGCUGUAGACUACCUCUCGAUGAUGGAUGAAGGCUUGGAGGGGGACGGCGGACCGGGACGCAAGAGGCUGAAGAAGACGGACGAGGGUCUGUACGCUUGUGAUAUCUGUGAAAAAACCUUCCAGAAAAGCAGCUCUCUGCUCAGACACAAAUAUGAACACACAGGCAAGCGCCCUUACGAAUGCAAAGUGUGUAACAAGGCUUUCAAGCACAAACACCACCUGAUCGAGCACAGCCGCCUCCAUUCGGGGGAGAAACCCUACCAAUGUGACAAGUGCGGCAAGCGCUUCUCGCACUCGGGCUCGUACUCACAGCAUAUGAACCACCGCUAUGCCUACUGCAGCAAGGACCAGGACCCUGACCAAGACCACGAUGACAUGCCCCGAGAGCCCGCCGCUCUGUCCGCGGAGGACACACAGACGCCUCAGUCCUUCCUCAGCGACGCCAGUCUGGACGGGGCCUCAGAGGCCCCGAAAGAGGACGAAGAAGAGCAGGAAGGAAAAGCUGAAGAAGAGCCGGUAAGCAGAGAAAGGCGGGAGAACGAGAGUUGCACUGGAGGAAACCGCUUCGAUGGGGUGGAGGUCUGGAAGUCCCACACCCAAGUCCAGAACGGAGACUUGGAUAAAUGUGAACUGAGCCUGGAUAUAACAGAUCUACCCCGGAUACAAACUUGAGAGAGUCCGAAAAGCCAAAGCAAAGCAUACUGUUCAUAUCUUUGAUAGAGGUUUCAUUAAUAUGCCAAAGAAACACAUGGCUAGAACAUGAACUCAUUUAAGUCCAACACGUGACCUACAACGUAUUGUAUCAAGCAUCCUAGACUUUUAUGUAUAGUCUUAUUUUAAUUGUAUGCUCAAGCUAAUUAAGACAGGUGUGAAAUUCCCGUGCUAGCAGUGCUAGCCACAAAAGCUUACAUUUGUUUGCCUUUGGAAUUCAUCUGUCGAAUUUCUAUAGCGCUUGUCCAUCUAAAUCACAGGUGAGCUGGUCCUGACCCCAACUGACUUUUGGCAAGAGAAUCCACUUAAUCACAAGACACAUCCAUUGAUCCAUUUUUUUUAUAUACAGCGGUAGACAGUGACUGGCCUGGUCCCUUGAAUAGUGCAAAUCUGCUUUUAGCACCUGUCAGCAAAUAUGUAUUCCUUGAUUUUGUUUGUUUUGUUUUGCCCUGAUUCUGAAUCUGCCCUAAUUGUGUCCUUAGCACAUCAGGUUUUUAUAAUAAUUCUACAUUAGCAUAUGAUCUUAUUCUUACAUUUAAAAAUAUUUAAAUAAUGGUAUAAUGGUCCAGCAACAAGUGGACUUUUUUAAUGAAUUGUCAUCGCUACAAAUUAUAACACGUGAUAAAGUGGACAUUACGUUAGCUUUUGUAGACCACACUAAGAAAUAUACAUAUAUUUUAAAAUAUGAUCUGCAAAAUGCAUUAAUGGAAACAUAAAGCAUCUCUGAUUCACAUUUGCUGUUGAUCAGUGUAAUUGAUACCUAUUGAAAUCCACAGGUGAGCAUUUUGCGAAAUUUUGCCGGUCCGUCACUCGUCAUCUUUCAGCAGCGUGGGGAACAGUCCGUCAUGUUCAGAACGUGAUUCCUUUCAUGCCAAACCGUCAGUCAGUCCAUCAGUUAAUCCGUCAGUUAGUUCGGCAGUCAAACAAAAAAAGCAAACAAACAAAAAGCCCAAAACCAAUAAAAAACAAACAUAGUCCACGGGAUUAAAAAUCCAACCUGAUUAAAAUGGAAAAUGAGUCCAUCACUUCAUUGACAUCAUACGGUCCUGCCCAAAGAGCUCUACGUCCAAAUACAUUUAACAUACACUUAUUAGUCAACAGGAGGACGCUGGUGGCUGGCUGUUUUAACGAGUAAAAACGGCAAAAACUUUUAAUUAAAUGUUUUUUAAUGGUUUACUCGAACCACAAUACAGCUCUGCAUUGUGGCCAAGGGCAAAAUGCACUCCAAGUAGUGCACUCCAAACCGAUUUCUACAAAUACUCCUAUUCGUCUUCUUUUGGUUCAUUGACGGAGUACAGCUGCAUACCACCACCCACUGUACAGGAAACGCAAAGCGUUUCCAUAUACAGUACUGUAUAAUCAAUGGAAGCAACCCUGCUCGUAUUCAAUUCAGCCCCACGAACACACACACAACACUGUCUUGAAUAUCAAUAUUUCACCAAAAUCUAACAGAAACCACAACCAUAAAUCUUUAUAUGCACAUGAAUACACCUACAUACAAUACUAGACUCAAACAAAGAUUGUAGAUUUGUAGCAAAGUGAAGUGAUGUCAUCCGGUUCCACCUCCUUAGUCAAUAACAGCCAGCCAUCAAAAUAGGUGUCUGUCAGUGACAAAGAAGGCCAUCAGUACAUAACCUGGUUUGUGACUAUUACUAAUAUUGAUGGGGGGAGUGGGGGUGCAUUUGCGUCAGUGCUUUAAGUUUGCAGUCUAUCAUCAUUAAAAUGGGCGUUCGUCAGUGACACAUUGACAUACCGUCCGUAUUGACCGGAUGUCCGCCUUUGUUGAAAUGCAAUAGAGAAAAAAUAAUUACAUGUGAGAGAGAGAGAGAGAAAGAAUUGCUCAUCCAUGGGGGUCAAACCGCAUGUAUACGGGGUCUACUGUAGCAUAUGUUCUCAUUAGGGACGCUGGUGACACGCUGAACUGGUUGCCUGUCAAUCACAGGACACAUCCAUCCAUCCAUUUUCUUUAAUGUGUGUUGUCAUUGAAGUUUAACUGUUAAACUGUAGCAUACCCAAGCUGACCUGUAGCACGAGAAUUGGGGUACAUCCUGGACUGGUUGCCAACUCAUCGCAGGGCACAUAUAGCAAGCAUUUCUUUGUUGCAUUUUGCGACAAGAAAACUGUAGUAAAAGCAAACAGAUCACUGUAAAAAUGUUGUUUUACCGAGUCAUGCGUGGCACCUUUUUUCACUUCCUCUUUUGCAAAAUGCUUUCGAGAUAAGUCACGUGACAUCACAAAAGACCAUCUUGUUUCCAGCAAGUUUCUGCUAUGCAACUGACUGACAUGUCUUUUCUGCCUUUAAAUGCCUUCACACACAAAGGGCACACUUAACGGUAUAUAUGUAACAAUCAGUAUUUUUGUAAUAUUUUUUGUGUGAAAUUUUUAUUAUUAUAUAUUUUCUGCAUGUUUGUGCAUAUUUGUAAUAAAUUGUACAUAUACUUUACAACCACAA
Molecule: messenger RNA, 5692 nt
Organism: Hippocampus zosterae (dwarf seahorse)
Lineage: Eukaryota; Metazoa; Chordata; Actinopteri; Syngnathiformes; Syngnathidae
Product: zinc finger E-box-binding homeobox 2-like
Exons: 8
Coding region: 247-3201 (984 amino acids)
Biological process (GO): anatomical structure development; regulation of transcription by RNA polymerase II
Molecular function (GO): DNA-binding transcription factor activity, RNA polymerase II-specific; RNA polymerase II cis-regulatory region sequence-specific DNA binding
Source: RefSeq, a predicted model, not a curated record